Calidris pugnax (ruff) is the source of this 2953-nucleotide messenger RNA. It is a transcript of the gene FZD10, whose product is annotated as frizzled class receptor 10. The coding region runs from base 27 to 1784 and encodes 585 amino acids. Gene Ontology annotation, molecular function: Wnt receptor activity; Wnt-protein binding. NCBI's taxonomy places the organism in Eukaryota, Metazoa, Chordata, Aves, Charadriiformes, Scolopacidae. Gene Ontology annotation, cellular component: plasma membrane. Gene Ontology annotation, biological process: non-canonical Wnt signaling pathway; canonical Wnt signaling pathway. The transcript has a single exon. The record is from RefSeq and is a predicted model, not a curated record.
CCCCACGCCCGGCCGCCGCCGCCGCGAUGGGGCCAGCGGCGAGGAACUUGGUCCGGACGCUCCUGCUGCUGUGCUGGCUGACCUGCUUCUGCGCGGGGAUCAGCUCCAUAGACAUUGACCGCCCCGGUGACGGGAGGUGCCAGCCGAUAGAAAUCCCCAUGUGCAAGGAUAUAGGGUACAACAUGACGAGGAUGCCGAACCUGAUGGGACACGAAAACCAAAGGGAAGCUGCCAUUCAGCUGCACGAGUUUGCCCCCUUAGUGGAGUACGGUUGCCACAGCCAUCUGAAAUUUUUCCUCUGCUCCCUCUAUGCCCCUAUGUGUACGGAGCAGGUUUCUACACCGAUCCCAGCCUGCAGAGUUAUGUGUGAGCAGGCGAGGCUGAAAUGCUCUCCCAUUAUGGAGCAGUUUAAUUUUAAAUGGCCAGACUCCUUAGACUGCAGCAAACUGCCCAACAAGAAUGACCCCAAUUACCUGUGCAUGGAAGCCCCCAACAACGGAUCAGAUGAGCCGCCCAGAGGAUCCAGCAUGCUGCCACCCAUGUUUCGUCCACAGCGGCCCAGCAGUGGCCACGAUCUGCAGCAGCAUAAGGACAGCCUCAGCAGAACCUCCUGUGAAAAUCCGGGCAAGUUCCACCAUGUGGAAAAGAGUGCUUCCUGCGCACCACUCUGCACUCCAGGGGUUGAUGUUUACUGGAGCAAGGAUGACAAACAAUUUGCUGUCAUUUGGAUUGCCAUCUGGUCCAUUCUGUGCUUCUUCUCCAGUGCUUUUACUGUACUCACUUUUCUGAUAGAUCCUCAACGUUUCAAGUACCCCGAGAGGCCCAUUAUCUUCCUCUCAAUGUGCUACUGUGUCUACUCAGUGGGGUACAUUAUUCGCCUCUUUUCAGGUGCUGAAAGUAUUGCCUGUGAUAGGGACAGCGGCCAACUCUAUGUCAUCCAGGAAGGACUGGAGAGCACUGGCUGCACCAUUGUGUUCCUGGUUCUGUAUUACUUUGGUAUGGCAAGUUCCUUGUGGUGGGUAAUCUUGACUUUAACUUGGUUUCUAGCAGCUGGGAAAAAAUGGGGGCAUGAAGCAAUUGAAGCAAACAGUAGCUACUUUCAUUUGGCAGCAUGGGCCAUUCCAGCUGUGAAGACCAUAAUGAUCCUAGUUAUGAGAAGGGUGGCUGGAGAUGAGCUGACAGGGUUGUGCUAUGUUGGAAGCAUGGAUGUGAAUGCCUUGACGGGGUUUGUACUCAUUCCUUUGGCUUGUUACCUAAUCAUUGGCACUUCUUUUAUUCUUUCUGGUUUUGUGGCCCUUUUUCAUAUCAGGAGGGUGAUGAAAACAGGUGGAGAAAAUACUGACAAGUUGGAGAAACUUAUGGUCAGGAUUGGUGUCUUCUCAGUCUUGUAUACAGUGCCUGCAACUUGUGUGAUAGCUUGCUAUUUUUAUGAAAGACUGAAUAUGGAUUAUUGGAAAAUUGUGGCAACUCAACAAAAAUGCAAGAUGAACAAUCAGACUAAAAAUUUAGACUGCAUGAUGAAUAACUCUAUUCCAGCAGUAGAAAUUUUUAUGGUCAAAAUCUUUAUGUUAUUAGUUGUGGGCAUUACUAGUGGUAUGUGGAUCUGGACUUCCAAGACACUUCAGUCCUGGCAAAAUGUUUGUAGUCGAAGAUUAAAGAAGAGAAGUAGGAGAAAACCUGCAAGUGUUAUUACAAGUAGCGGAAUCUACAAAAAACCUCAACAUCCACAGAAAACUCACCUUGCAAAAUAUGAAUCAACGCUACAACCACCCACUUGUGUGUGACCAGGUUUUAGAAAAGCCAGUAUCUCACCUUACAGACUUACAAAUGUCCACAGUAGCAGCCAGAAAUUAAAAAAAUAAAUGGUGCUGGUUUUUGUCAGAAAACAGUUUAAUAUCUCAAGGCAAAAAAUGUAUCAUGCUGAAUUCAGGACCUGGUGAAAAACUGAAGGUAAAUGUACUUAUGGAAAGGUUUUCAGUGAAAGAAAUAUUGUGAACUAAAACAGUCUCUUCUGUUACUAAUUUGUAGUUAAGUACUUCAUCCAGCCCCCAGAUUUUAUUUCUUUUUUUUUUUUUUUUUUUUAAUUCCCCACACCCUAUUUAACGUUUUCAUGUAGCUGAGCUGGAUUUCCUACAAGUUUCUGAGUAACAAGGUAUAGUCAAGUUUUAUGGAGCAAUGACUUUAUUUUAAAAGUGCCCAAGUGAGCACUGUCUCCUUAGGGAAACUAAGGUCGCAAAGAUGCCUAUCCUCAGUGAGUACGCUAUCUGUGAAAGCAACUUCCGCACUAACUUUUUUUUUUUUAAAAAAAAAAAAAAAAAAGAUAAAUCCUUUCCAGCUCAACUCAGCCUAGUGGGUUUUGGAGUGCCUAAAAAUAGGUUCAGUCUAUAACGCUCACCAAUAUUCUUUCACUAAAAGAGAAACUUCCUGCACCAGACACAAACUUUGUGAAUAAGAAUAAUGUGCAAUACAUUUUUUUUCUUACCAUGACAUGAAAAGAGAAACAAGUAUUUUGCUGUACAUAAAGACAACAAAAGAAAUCUCUUAACAAAAGAACUAAGAGGUCUAGUCCUCAGAAACCCUUUAGUGUUACAUUUUGUGGCUUUUUAAUGGAAAUCAAGCCAAUGUUAUACACGUUUGGACUGAUUUGUGCAAAAAAAAAAGGGGGGGAUCAAUUCAAAGAGACCCAAAGGGCUUAUUGACUCUUUCUAUUGUUAAACAAAUUCUCAGUAUGAAUAGAUCAAGAAGCACUAGAUUCUGCAAAGGGAAGCUUUGUAUAGAGUGAUGCUCUUUACUGUGCUGGGGGUGCACAGUUUUGUGCUGUAUAUAUUUGUAAUAUACAAUUAUUUUUCAUGCUCCACUAUUUUAUUAAAAAUAAAAUAUGUUCUUUAGUUUGAUAAUUUUGUGUGUUCUAAACUUUCUCUGAUGUGCUUUGUGGUUAAUAAACUUGUUUUCU